CUUGCACAGUAAUCUUUACAAAAUGGCGACUGUUGUUGUUUUGCCGCAGGGUCAGUGAAUAAAUCCGUUUUUCAUUUCAGUAAUUUUCUGCACCCCCUCGCAGAAACAGCACUAAAAACCCCAGGCGUCCCAAGGGUCGGCUCCGUGUGGACUGAGAUGAAAGGUAAAGAGCGGUCGCCGAUUAAAAAACGCUCCCGGGCCUUGGACGAUAUUCGAGACAGGGGAGGAUGCCACCCGACCAGCAAGAAAAUGGGGGCUCUCUCUGUUUCCAGUGGGAGUAAUAAUGGAAAUAGCUCGACCAAAAGCGACGGUGGCUCGACGAGAAGGAGUCUGCUCGGUGAUAAAAGAGACAGAGAUUUCGACGGGCACGGCCGGACAGGAAAUAAUCACAGUUGUCAGUCUGCUGCCGCGAGCUCCGUCGGCAAAAACCACAACCUGAGCCUGACGCUGGAUUUAGCCUCACCAAGGACCACUUCACGGGGGGAGCCGCGGGUGCAGCCGCCCAGCACCGAGAGUGAGUACAAAACCCUCAAAAUAAGCGACCUCGGCACCCAGCUGAGCGACGAAGACAUUGAGGAUGGACUCUUUCAUGAAUUUAAAAAAUUCGGGGAUGUGAGCGUAAAGAUAAGCCGUAGCAACGACGAGCGGAUAGCGUUUGUGAAUUUCAGGAAGCCGGAGGACGCCAGAGCUGCUAAACACGCGAGGGGACGGCUGGUGCUGUACGACCGGCCGCUAAAAAUCGAGGCAGUGUACAUCAACAGGAGGAGAAGCCGCUCCCCUGUGGAGAGAGACUUGUACGGUGCAGCUCAAAGCCAUAGACAUUUACAGAGACCCCUCUCGCCCACCGGGCUUGGAUACAGAGACUACCGGCUGCAGCAGCUGGCCCUGGGACGGCUCCCCCCGCCCCCGCCGCCCCCUCUGCCCAGGGAACUGGAGCGGGACAGAGAGUUUGCACUGUUUGAAGCCAGGGCACGUCCUGCUUUCAUUGCAGAGCGAGCAGCUUUUCGUGAGGAGGAUUUUAUAUCUCCAGAAGAUGACCAAAGAGCUAAUAGGACGUUGUUUUUAGGCAAUCUGGACAUAACUGUUACAGAAGCAGACCUGAGGAGAGCCUUUGACAGGUUUGGGGUCAUAACGGAAGUGGACAUUAAGAGACCCACACGGGGACAAACCAGCACAUACGGAUUUCUGAAAUUUGAGAAUCUUGACAUGGCCCACCGUGCUAAGCUUAGUAUGUCUGGCAAAAUAGUAGGCCACAACCCUAUAAAGAUAGGCUAUGGGAAAGCAACUCCCACUACACGCCUGUGGGUGGGUGGACUUGGACCCUGGGUUCCUGUGGCUGCCCUGGCAAGAGAGUUUGAUCGCUUUGGCACAAUAAGGACCAUUGACUAUAGAAAGGGGGACACUUGGGCCUACAUUCAGUAUGAAAGUUUGGACGCUGCACAAGCAGCAUGCACACACAUGAGGGGCUUCCCGCUGGGAGGUCCUGAGAGGAGACUCAGGGUGGACUUUGCUGACACAGAGCAUCGCUACCAGCAGCAGUUCCUGCAGCCUCUCCCAAUACCACCGUUUGACAUGGUGGCGGAGUCAUUUGUCCACCGUGCCACACCUGAACCUCUGAGGGUCAGGGAACGGACUCCACCGCCGCUUCACUUUAGGGAGAGAGAGCUGUUUCCUGGAACUGAGUGGCCCAACCCAGCUAUUCGUGAGCGGGUACGCGCCUCACCCUUUGAACCCCUUGAGCACUUGGAGCGUGAGCGGCGAGUCAGAGAGCCCUGGUCUUUGGAACGAGAGCUUCAGGGACGAGAACCUGCUCGCAAACGCCGUUUAAUGGAGGACGGACGCCACAUAGACCACUCUCCUGACAGCACUGAGAGGACAGUACGGCGUAGACGUGCUUCUCCAGAUGGCAGUCCUGGAGGUAGCAGCAGAGAUGGAGGGCGCUUCAGUGACUCAGAGCGCCCUCUUCGGGGCGAGAGACCCUCUCCUGUACGAGAACGCCACAGCAGCCUCGAAAGAGGUGGGGCUGAACGGAGACUUAAAAGCCAGAGUCUCUCUGACAAGGGACCUUCAAGCAGUGGCAUUUCAGCAGUUGGAGAGCGAAAGCGCAAAGCAGGCGAUGGUGGUAAGGGGCCGGCCAAGAGAGAACGUUCUGAGGGCAGUUCCAAGGGAGGCCAGCCGUCCAAACAAGACGGCACCAAACUAAGUCUGGCCUGGCAAGGUAUGCUGCUGCUCAAGAACAGCAACUUCCCAGCCAACAUGCACCUGCUGGAGGGCGACCACAACGUAGCCAGCGACCUGCUUGUCGAGGGCACAACAGGGAGGCAGGUGAGCGAACUAAAGAUCACCCAGCGUCUUCGUCUGGACCAGCCCAAGCUUGACGAGGUGUCCCGGCGCAUCAAGGUGGCGGGUCCUGGUGGCUACGCCAUCCUGCUGGCAGUACCUGGGACCACAGAGGAUUCAUCUGCGUCUGACCCUGCAGCUUCAACUCAGCGGCCGCUUCGCAACCUGGUGUCCUACCUCAACCAAAAACAAGCAGCUGGAGUCAUCAGCCUACCUGUGGGAGGGAGCAGAGAUAAAGACAACACAGGGGUGCUUCAUGCUUUCCCUCCCUGUGAUUUCUCCCAGCAGUUCCUGGAUUCUUCUGCCAAAGCUCUGGCUAAAAGUGAAGAGGACUAUCUGGUCAUGAUUGUGGUCCGUGGAGCAUCUUAAAAAAAAAAAAAAAUCAGAACACACUAAGUUCAAAUGGUGUUUAAAAAAAAAAAAAAAAGAAUCUGCUGUAUGUCAGUAACUAUUGCAUGCUGUGUGUUCUGCAUUAUGGGGUACACUAGUAUGGUUCUUGAGUGUUUGUAUGUUGCCAUGUAAUCCACUAAAAGGACAAACAGUGCCCUC
Epinephelus fuscoguttatus (brown-marbled grouper) is the source of this 2889-nucleotide messenger RNA. RefSeq names its product RNA binding motif protein 15 (gene rbm15). The record is from RefSeq and is a predicted model, not a curated record. Lineage: Eukaryota; Metazoa; Chordata; Actinopteri; Perciformes; Serranidae. Gene Ontology annotation, biological process: regulation of alternative mRNA splicing, via spliceosome. Gene Ontology annotation, molecular function: mRNA binding. Bases 157 to 2709 code for a protein of 850 amino acids. Gene Ontology annotation, cellular component: nucleus. The transcript has a single exon.